UAUGGUCUAAAUAUCAGUAAAAGCUAGUCCACAAGACUGCUAGUCCUAGAGGCUAGAACCUACUACUUGACGUGUCUCUUCGCCGUUAAAAUCAAAUCUCACCACUAUCCCAACUACAGAUCUAAUAACUGCAAUUCGAUGAAAAUCCCCGAUCAGACAAUGCAGUACAAUAACCUGGGCCGGUCGGGCCUCAAGGUCUCGCAGCUUUCGUACGGCGCGUGGGUUACCUUCGGCAACCAGCUGGACGUCAAGGAGGCCAAAUCCAUCCUCCAAUGCUGCCGCGACCACGGCGUUAACUUCUUCGACAACGCCGAGGUCUACGCCAACGGGCGGGCCGAGGAAAUCAUGGGCCAGGCCAUAAAGGAGCUGGGCUGGAAGCGAUCCGACAUCGUCGUUUCCACCAAGAUCUUUUGGGGAGGGCCCGGCCCGAACGACAAGGGCCUUUCCAGGAAGCACAUUGUGGAGGGGACUAGGAACUGUUUGAAGAGGCUGGAUAUGGAGUAUGUGGACGUGCUCUACUGCCAUCGGCCGGACAUUGGGACCCCGAUCGAAGAGACGGUGAGGGCCAUGAACUAUGUGAUUGAUAAGGGGUGGGCUUACUACUGGGGGACCAGCGAGUGGUCCGCCCAGCAGAUUACGGAGGCCUGGGGCGCGGCUCAGAGGCUGGAUCUCGUCGGCCCUAUCGUUGAGCAGCCUGAGUAUAAUCUAAUCUCCAGGCACAAGGUUGAGUCUGAGUACCUUCCUUUAUACACUAAUUAUGGCCUUGGCCUCACUACAUGGAGUCCUCUGGCAUCUGGAGUUCUUACUGGGAAGUACAACUCCGGAAAUAUCCCUCCGGAUAGUAGGUUUGCUUUGGAAAAUUAUAAGAAUCUUGCCAGUAGAUCAUUGGUAGAUGAUGUGCUCAAGAAAGUGAAUGGGCUAAAACCAAUUGCGGACGAGCUGGGUGUGCCUUUGUCUCAGCUAGCAAUUGCUUGGUGUGCAUCAAAUCCAAAUGUCUCAUCUGUCAUUACAGGUGCCACCAAAGAAAACCAGAUUCAGGAGAACAUGAAGGCUAUAAAUGUUAUUCCAUUGCUUACCCCUGCUGUGAUGGAGAAAAUCGAGGCUGUUGUUCAAAACAAACCUAAGCGCCCAGAUUCCUACCGAUAGAAAGAGAUUAUGCGAUUCUAGUUAUCUUUUGCCGUGUAUUUCAUUGUUUGGUGGCACCUUACAUGUUUCUUUUGUCCCAAGAGAAAUAUUCUGCCUUCAAUUCCAUAAGACUGUUGGUUGCAGGUUUGGAGUUUUAUCUUGUGAGCUUNNNACUCUCUUUAAUGCUUGUGGUGAUGAACUGUGUUGUGUUGAA
Striga asiatica is the source of this 1339-nucleotide messenger RNA. The record is from the annotation of a GenBank genome assembly. Lineage: Eukaryota; Viridiplantae; Streptophyta; Magnoliopsida; Lamiales; Orobanchaceae.